GGGUUGGGAUAUUGUUAAUGAUGUAUUAGGUUUUUGAAGUGCACGAGUUUGUUAACUGAGUGAAUUAAGAUAUGAAUGAAGAUUUAGUCACACAUAAUUUUACAUUUUCUUAUUUAGGGUGUCUCAGGAAAUGCAAACGAAGAGUUAAGCCCAGAAAAGCUUGUUGAGAAGCAGCGUAUUGUGAUCGAGGAACUGAAGGCAAAAAUGGGUCUCAAUCUAGAGGGAAUAGAGAAGUUAAGCGAUGAUGAUGUGCGGAAAAAUGUUGAUAAUGCAAUAGGGGAGCUCAUGCAUCCUGUCAAGACAAAGGAGGAGCUUGUUAAACAACUCACAACUCAAAUUGCGGAUCUGGAGAGAUUUGUCACAUUUUUGCAGGGUGAAGUGGAAAAUGCUGAAGAACGCACAGAGCGAGCCAAAGCAUGCCCUUGCCCUGUGCAUGCCAGAAGAGGCAGAAAAAUACCAAAGGAUCGUCUGAGGGGUAAAGGUGGCUCCCAUAGAUCAGUGGAAUAUUCAUCGGACAGUGUUAAUGAGCUGGAUUACGCAUGUGACUACAGCUUAACAGAGGACAUGUCUGGCAGUGACGACGGGAAUGGGUGCUGUCUUCAUGUGUCGCCUAUCCCAGAAACACCUGAUGAGAUCCGCAGUAAGCAGAAAAUACGAGAUGCAAGCAUGGCAAUUAUCAAAAGAGCGCUUGCAAUUUUACAGUUGUUUGCAAUCAGUCAGUUUGGCUGUACUGGAAAACAGAUUCAAGACCAGAUUAUAAAGAAAGCAACUUCUGUGGCUGCACCAGGAUACUUCGGACAUCUGGCUCAGCUGCAACAAGCUGUUCUAAAAAUCAUUGAUAUAAAGUCACGCGAGCCGCCCAGCGAAGGAGAGGAGUCUGGGCCUAAUUCGCCUCAGUCUCCGACGGUCGUGCAAAGAAGGACGCGGAUACGUACCAGUUCCAUGUCUUCCGCCGACACUACUCUGUCAGAAAGCAGUGAUAGGUUUGAUUACGCCAGAGACGCUGAACUGGUAAAUGUUGUGAGAAAAGACUUAGCCAUGGCUUUGAAGGCUCUCUUUCAGCAUGGAUUAGUAAGGACUGUUGAUCAUCGUCUGAUCUCGUCCAAGUCGCUUGUGGCGUGUAUUGUGCCCACAACAAGAUCGUCUCUUCCCAAGCGAAUGCAUAUUUGGGAACUUUUUAAUGAAUAUUACGGAAUGAAGCGCGGGAGAGAAUAUAACUCCACUCCUGCCAGACGAUUGUCCGAGGCAUUUGGUAUCGAGGUUCAUGGCUCAAACACGGUCUCAGCUAAACAGACAUUGUUGAGAACGCUCCACAGAAUAAAAACAACACACGAGCCCUGCAGACGGAGCAUGGACGCCAUGUUCAAAUCCUUGGUGUGCGCUGGAAUAAAUCAAAAAAGGCUCAUCCAUUGGUGCCGUCUCAUUGCCAAGAGUUCCUCGCUAGUGGAAGAACAUUACCAAUCAUGGUCUUACGUUCUUAUAACGGGAAUGGAUGAAGCAUUGGAACAUCUAGAGCGAUUGAACGAAUAUAAUUUCCAUAUCCCAGAAGACCUGGCGAUCAGGCAUUUAACCAAGAUUAAUGAUGCAUUUGGAGACACUUAAUGAAUGGAGAUAUUCAAAAAAUACGAUAUUUAUCUUGAGAUAAUAAUAAGUUAUCUUCAGAUAAUAGAUACAAACUGGUAAAUAAUUUAAUGAGGGGAUUCUUUUUUGAGGCGUCUGGUUAAUUAAAAAAUGUUUAGUGUGAUAAAGUAUUGAGUUUUGUAGCAAUAUCAGUUUUUGUUGAUUAAUUUGCGUUUUGUUUGCAUCUAUUUUGCUGCUGUUUUUAUUUGAAGUUUUUAAACAAAACUGACUCGAGUUUUCUGCUGCCACAGAGCCGAUUUGCGGUUUGAGAAAUGGGGUAGAACCUCCACCUUCUCAAAUUUCCUUUUUUUCUUGGAACUUCUAUUCUAUGUGGAAAAGUCUUUUUGAGGCACACAUGUAGUUAUUCUUUUUUGUACAUUAUUUGUUUUCAUUUGUUUUUUCACGUGAGUUUAAAUUAUAAAUUAUUUGUGGAGCUAUUAGCAGACUUUUUCCUCUCGCAGUCUGUCCUCAUAUCGUGUGUUUAUUAUUACAGAAAAUUCAUGAAUGCCUUUUUCUAAGAAAGCAGGCGACGAUUGAAUGAAAAUUGUGCAGUAAAACAUCCUCGUAAUAUGUAACAUCACUGAUAAUAUUAAUUAAUGUCUUCUAACUGCCAGGACGUAUCCUUGGUAGUGAUGUAUUGUUGGCAAAUAAUAUAAUGUAAGAAUUGAUGUAAAGAGCCUAACGUUACAUUCCAAGGUAGAAUCAGAUGUCAGUAAAAUAAAGAUAAGUUAUUAAACAGGGUUCUCAUCCCUUCAUACAGUGA
Orbicella faveolata is the source of this 2383-nucleotide messenger RNA. Its product is annotated as RUN domain-containing protein 1-like. The record is from RefSeq and is a predicted model, not a curated record. Lineage: Eukaryota; Metazoa; Cnidaria; Anthozoa; Scleractinia; Merulinidae.